Molecule: messenger RNA, 592 nt
Organism: Saccostrea cuccullata (small rock oyster)
Lineage: Eukaryota; Metazoa; Mollusca; Bivalvia; Ostreida; Ostreidae
Product: low-density lipoprotein receptor-related protein 6-like
Exons: 3
Biological process (GO): canonical Wnt signaling pathway
Molecular function (GO): Wnt-protein binding; Wnt receptor activity
Source: RefSeq, a predicted model, not a curated record
AUGUCACUAUCCAACCUUACUUCCCAUGUUGUCCCAUUACAAGGCGUUAAAAAUGCCAUUGCUGUUGACUUUGAUCCUGUAGAAAAACAGAUAUAUUGGUCAGACGUUACACUAAAUACAAUCAACAAAGCCUUUCUGGAUGGUUCGGGACAACAAAUUGUGAUCAAUUCGGUCCCUCAAGCAAGUGGAAUAGCGUUAGACACGGUAAAUCGUAGGCUGUAUUGGACAGAUGCUGAUAAAGGCACGGUUGAAAUGUCAGAUUUAGAUGGUGGACAGAGGAUGACGAUCGUCACGGAUGGCUUAACGAUGCCAAGAGACAUAGCAGUAGACUCGAAGAACAAAAAGCUCUAUUGGUCAGACGUUGGGGGAGAUACCAAGAUAGAAAAAUCAAACCUGGAUGGCACAGAUAGAGUUGUUAUUGUGAACACUUCUAAUGGAUGGCCAAACGGAAUUGCACUUGAUACAGAUAAUGGUAUAAUAUACUGGGGUGAUGCUAGAUUGCAUCGCAUCGAGAUGGCCAAUUUGGAUGGAUCUAAUAGAAGCAUUUUGUUGAGCAGCGAAGUAAAACAUCUUUUUGGACUUAGUCAGCUAG